Molecule: messenger RNA, 1241 nt
Organism: Dendrobium catenatum
Lineage: Eukaryota; Viridiplantae; Streptophyta; Magnoliopsida; Asparagales; Orchidaceae
Exons: 6
Coding region: 223-939 (238 amino acids)
Source: RefSeq, a predicted model, not a curated record
AAUUAGACCACGAGGUUUUUAUGAAAACGGCAAUGAUUUGGAAAACUCCGCUGUCGGAGACGUAAUUGAGGUAUACUUGUUGGAUGGAAACGUGCCCUCCAUGAUCUCAAAAAUCUUCUCGUCAGGGAUUUCUUCUACUUUCCGUCUCCGACUGAAACCCUAGUUUUGUUCUCCGCCUCUUCUUUCUCUCUCUUCAAUCUUACUUUUUGGGAUCUGGUCAUCAUGGGAAUCGCGGAACAAGCGGCGGCGGCGGUCUCAUCCGGGCCUCCUCAUCCUGCCGUCGGCUCGGCAGAGGAGAUUAGGAUUCGUAGGAGGACACUGGAGGCGGUGCUAGAGCAGUGCCAUAGGGCGCUCGAGCUGCUCCAAAAGUCUGAAGGUGAUGGGGACCUUGCUGAAGAGGACGUGGAGGGUAAUUGCUCGGACUCUACGUCUGCAGACGAUCCCGAGGCUGAUGAGCUAUGCAAUCUUGUCAAGUCCAGGGUUGAAUCACCGGCCUUUCUUGAAAAGCUUGGGAGCAUCCAUAUGUCUGUUUGUCCCGAUGUUUGUGAUGAUAGUGCAUCAUGGGAUAUGGUUACUCCAAAAGAUCUAUGGGAUGAUAAACAGAUUGUUGUUGACAAUGAAUCAGAUGAAGAUAGUUAUGUUCUAGUUAGACAAGAGGAGAUAGUGGAUGGAAUUGCUUGCUUCAUGGCUGCUUACCUUCUAUCAUUGAAAGAUUCUAAAGAGUUGACUCCAAACCAACUUCAAGAAGCUCUUUGCAAAACAUUCUCUGGGAAAAGGAAAAAGACCAGACUUCAAAAGGCUUGGGAUGGUAGCAAAGUUAUUUAUAACGUGGCAUCUUGGAGUGCCACAGCUAUUGGAAUAUAUCAAAAUCCAGCAUUGCUUAGGGCGGCAUCAGUGGUCUUCUCUACUUCAUGCCGUGCAAUAUUUAAAUUACUCUGAAGAGGAGGCCUCUUUGUAAGAACGGGCAAGUGUGUUGAUGUGUUUCAUCUUUUAAUGUUUCUGUAAGCACCAACGGCAAGCAGCCAGAAGCAAACUCUGUAAAUUUGUAAUAUAAUGAACCAAAUUCUAGUUCACUUUUCUGCAUUGUUGCUCCUGUUUAUUAAGGCCAUAUUUCCUUACUGACUGUUUAAGUGCUUUCCUUUAAAUUUCUUUCUGUAAAUAUGCCCCUGCAAACUAUCUGGGUUACCUGUAAUAUUAAUUUAGUUAUGCCAUUCUUUUAAAGAUAAUAUGGUUUUUUUUUA